UCAGGAGAAUCUCCACCGAACGCAAGGGCUCAGGGCAUGAUGGGAGACGCCGGUGCUCACCUGAUCUGAGAGACGAUUGGUGUAGAUGCUGGAUUAACAACAUGAUGCUUUAUACAAACUUAUCAUUUCUCGUAUAAUAGCAGCGAUUGUGAUUUUAUUAGUUGGUAGUUGCGCUAUGAAGGUUUCUGUUGUGAUUUGUUCCUCUUGUCGCAUUUCAAUGACGUCAUUUAGACGUUGUCCAUCAUGGCGGAGGUAGGUUGCGAGGAGAUGAGCGGCAAUGGGGAGCUUGAGGAGUCUUCAGCCAUGGAGGCUCCUGAGAUCCCAGCACCUCCUCCAAUCGAGAUGGCUGAGAUGUCAGAAGAGAACGGCAGUGCGACCAUGGGCUCUGAGGCUCCUGUGGGCCCUGAUCCUGCUUCCUUCUCCAUCCCUCCAGUUGCAGAGGAUGAAGAUGGGGAACUGCCUGCUGACUUUGAGCGUCUGUGGAAGGCUGCCCAUGACAAUCCUCAAGACUUCACCAGCUGGACCGAUCUGCUACAAUACUGCGAGCAAGAGAGUCACAUCACAGCGUCACGCAGGGCACUAGUGGCCUUUCUGGCUCGUUACCCACUCUGCUAUGGCUAUUGGAAGAAAUUUGCUGACCUGGAGCGCCGUGCAGGAUACAACAACAAAGCAGAAGAGGUGUGUGUACAGGGCCUUCAGGCAAUCCCUCUGAGUGUAGAUCUGUGGAUCCACUACAUCAAUCUGCUGCUGGGAACACUGGACAUGAACCUGCCUGAGUCGCCCAAGCGGAUUCGCAGUGUGUUCGAGGACGCGGUUGCGGCAGCAGGUCUAGAUUUCCACUCAGACCGCCUUUGGGAUCUGUAUGUUGAGUGGGAGAAGGAGCAGGGGAACAUGAGGAAUGCUGCCGCCGUCUUGGACAGAGUCCUCAAAGUCCCCACCCAGCUCUACAACACACACUAUGACAAAUUCAAGGAGCACCUGAGCAGCCACGAGCCCAAACAGGUGCUUUCCCCGGAGGAGUAUGAGGAGCUGAGGAUGUUGUGCCGCCAGAGCCAGAAGGCAGAGUGUGCCGAACAGGCCCAGGAGGAGGAGGAGGAGGAGGAGAGGCCGCCGGGAGAAGAAGAGCCCACCACCCUGGAAGGAACAGACACAGAGGAACUGAUGCAGAAGAUCAGGGAACAAGUGUUGGUACGCAGGGAUAAAGUUUACCAGGACAACGAGGGAGAGGUGCGCAACAGAUGGCACUAUGAAGAUGCUAUCAAGCGGCCCUACUUCCAUGUCAAACCACUCGACAGACAUCAGCUGCGAGCCUGGCACUCCUAUCUGGACUGGGAGAUUGCUCAGCUGAGCGAGGACACUAAAGACCCCAACCAAGAUCCAAACCAGGCAGCCACAGAAGGGUCAGAGGUCAUGACCCAGCCUCAGGAACGAUUAGAGGAUGCAGCAGUUGCCCACGAUGACCACAGGGUUCGUAUCCUCUAUGAGCGCUGCUUGAUUGCCUGUGCUCUGUAUGAGGAGUUCUGGACCAGGUAUGUUCAGUACCUGGAGCCGCAGAGUGUGGACGAGGCCCGAGCCGUUUACAGAAGAGCCUGUGAGAUCCACCUGAUAUACAAGCCCAACAUCCACAUGCAGUGGGCCACCUUUGAGGAGAGGCACGGGGACUUAACUGGGGCUCGGCGAGUGUUGGAGACUCUGGAGCAAAAUCUGCCAGGUCUGGCGGUGGUCCGUCUCCGCAGGGCUGCUCUGGAGAGGCGAGCGGGCCAGCUGGACCGAUCGGAGGCCUUGCUCCUGGAGGCGGUGGCCGAAUCCAAAGAGAAGCCCACGUUGCACGCUUUCUACUCAAUCAAGCUGGCUCGUCUGUUGCUGAAACUUGGCAGGAACCCCAGCAGAGCACGCAGAGUUUUACAUGAGGCGCUGGAGAUUAGUCCGGAUAAUGAUAAACUGCACUUGAACCUGUUGGAGCUGGAGGUGUCAGGAGACCCCUGGGCCUCAGCUGAGGCAGUGCAGGAGUGUGUGACACGAGCCCUGGCAGCUCCUCUCGCCCCACACACCAAGAUCCUCUUCUCACAGAGAGGCCUACAGUUCACAGAGGGAUAUUUUUAUACACUACGCAGUGUGUUGUCUGUCUAUGAAGGACACCAGAAACUGAUGACGGAGUUGGGCGGAACAAAGAGAGGAGCAGAGAAUGGGGAUGAGGAUGCAGAGAAGCUGAUCAAAAGUGAGGAUGGCUCUGCUGUGGCCACACAUGUCCCUCCCACCAUGCCUCACGUUCCCAUCACCACGCCGCCGCCUCCUGUGAUGGGUGCUGACAUGAGCGCACAGGCCGGCUAUGGGGGAUAUAGCAGCUGGUACCAGCAACCUCAGUACGGCAGCUACGGCUACCAGAACACUUGGAACUACAACCAGGGCUACUAUCCUCCCAGCUAAAGACAGCAGCAGUGAUUGUGGCACCCAAAAAAAAAAAGACCCAGGAUGACUUCUCAGCUGAGCAGCAAACUGAACCAUGUGUGUCCUCCUGGUCCAGUACUGCUAAAAUGAAUCCCAGCAUCGUUUCCUCUUCAUUCUUCCUCCGAGUUACCUCACUGUCCUGGAUUUGUGAAAAUAACAGGCUGGAAUCAAGCUCUUCUAACAUAUAUCAUUUCAGAGUUGAUUCUGAGGUGGAAAAAUGAGGAAAGGAAACAGAGGCGGCCAUUCUCAGUGCAUCAGUGUCUGCAUUUUAAUCAGAACUAUUUUUGUAUUUGUUUGCAAGCUGACCCCUCUGCUCAUGUUUCUAAGUCUAGUUUAUCCAGUUUUAAAGGUAAUGUAUGAUUGACAUUUUGUACCAUUCCACACAGUAGACUGUUUUUUUUAAUGUAUAUAAAGGUGUUUUAUAGUGUCACAGCUGAUCUCUUCUGUGUUGUCUAUAUAUAAUUUCUUUUGCAUGAAAUAGUUGCUUUGAUAGGGGAAUGUUCAUAUUUUAGCAAUGUAUCACUGCCUUCUUCAGUGCUUUAUGAUGAAAACAGGAGUGCUCACCCUACCUAUCCAAUGGACUUUUGCUCCUGUGUCUUCUUAAAUAACUUGAUUAGUUUGGUAAUCAGACUAUCAAAGCAGCUACUAAAAACAUUUUUAUAUCAAAUUACACUGUGGAAGCAGUCACUCUUAGUGAACCUAUAGAGAAUUAUCACCUGAAUCUGCAGCUCCCCUCAGUGUUACAGUGAGUUUCACCUCUUUUCUUUUUUUUUUAUCUGUCUGGCCCACAAGCUUACCAUUUUGAUUUAUUGCUCUCAUAGGGUUGUUUU
Molecule: messenger RNA, 3278 nt
Organism: Monopterus albus (swamp eel)
Lineage: Eukaryota; Metazoa; Chordata; Actinopteri; Synbranchiformes; Synbranchidae
Product: pre-mRNA-processing factor 39
Exons: 15
Coding region: 244-2427 (727 amino acids)
Biological process (GO): mRNA 5'-splice site recognition; RNA processing
Cellular component (GO): U1 snRNP; U2-type prespliceosome; commitment complex
Molecular function (GO): protein binding; pre-mRNA 5'-splice site binding
Source: RefSeq, a predicted model, not a curated record